Molecule: messenger RNA, 5190 nt
Organism: Hippoglossus stenolepis (Pacific halibut)
Lineage: Eukaryota; Metazoa; Chordata; Actinopteri; Pleuronectiformes; Pleuronectidae
Product: zinc finger protein
Exons: 7
Coding region: 205-963 (252 amino acids)
Molecular function (GO): zinc ion binding; nucleic acid binding
Source: RefSeq, a predicted model, not a curated record
UAUAUGAAGGGAAAUAUAAAACAAAUCAAACAAGACACAAAGAGAAUAUCUGCACCGGAUUGGCGACGUGAACACGGGACGAGAUCCACGCGCAAGUUUUGACGGAUUUGAACGGCUCAGGUGCGCUGGAGGAUCAGAGACAGCCAGUUGGCGGAUGAUUGUCGGUUUCGUGGAGAGGUGUCACUGCCUCUGCGCAAGUCACAGAUGAAGAUGAAGUCUGCGGCCGUCGUGGAUGGAGGCUUGUUCACAGAGAGCUAUUGUAACAUCUGCAAUGCCCAGCUCAUCUCCGAGUCCCAGCGCACCGCUCACUAUGAGAGUAAGAAACACGCCAACAAGGUGCGUCUCUUCUACAUGCUUCACCCUGAAGACGGAGGACCGCCGUCCAAGAGGCUGAGGCCAGAUAACCCAGACUGUGCGGAAACAGAGGUGGACAGGAACAAGUGCUGUACCUUGUGUAACAUGUUCUUCACCUCCGCCAUCGUGGCCCAGUCACACUACCAGGGUAAAACCCAUGCCAAGAGAGUGCGCCUGGUGCUGGGGGAGCCGCCCACCCUACCCACAGGCAUGACCAGCCCUACAAACACAGAUUCCUCCCCUUCCACACCGCUGCCCCCAGACCCCGCCGCGUGUCCGCCUCCUUCCCCAGCCCUGCCCUGGCCCGCGGCGGUGGUCGGCGGAAACGGCGGGAGAGAGGCCGGGAAGUACUGCUGCCUGUGCGGAGCCUGGUUCAACAACCCGCUGAUGGCCCAGCAGCACUACGAGGGCAAGAAGCACCGCAGGAACGCAGCCAGGGCACGUCUCCUGGAGCAGCUAGCGGGCAGCCUGGAUGCCACGGAGAGCACAGGGCUGCGCAGUAGUUACUCCUGCAGCGUCUGCAGUGUCGUCCUCAACUCCAUCGAACAGUACCACGCACACCUCCAGGGCUCCAAGCACCAGAACAACCUGAAGCAACACCAGCAGUAAAGCCACCGUGACAGGACACUCAGAAAAGCAGGAGAGAUGAAGACGGCGAUUACCGGAAUAAACAAAUUCAGAAAAGAGGACUCAUGUCCGAGAAAGUAGUUAUGAGAAAGUAGUGCCGAGUAACUUCAUUGUAUGUGUGUGUUUGUAAGUGUGUGUGUGUGGGGGUAUCAUGAGCAUCCAUGCCUGCAUCUGCGGUGUGCAUUUGCGGGUCAUUGUGAGUGUGUUUAUUUCUACCUUUGAUCUAAAAAUAUAUCUCCGAGAUUUAUUCAGCACCCAAGUGUUUGAUACGAGUUCUCAACAAGACAGCCACGGCCGUCAGAGGAGCUGCGGCUGCCAUGAAAGUCCUGUGUGAACCACAAUCCUAAAAAUUCUACUGAUGUCGGUGCGUUGCCCAGAGCGGUGAUAACCAUUACAAUGAUCGUCAUAGAGCAGCAGUUACACUAACUCCGUAACUAACCGUUCCCAAAGUGCUCCGACAGUGAUCCACGUCUCAACACGGCCGUUUUACAUGCACUUCCUACAGAGCGGCGCUGAUGGUGACACGCGCAUGGCUCACUCUCAGACCACUUGAGACCAACUCAGGCCCAGACGUUUGAAUCCAAGGACAAGAAAAGCCCCAAUGACCUCAGACAUUACAGAUUGCAUGAAGUAUUUUUGGUUUUAAAUCUUGUGUUGUCUGUAAAAGUAGCAUUAAUUUGUUUAGUUUUUUCAGAUGGUGAGUGUGUCAUUUUGAAAUCCAUCUUUUCAUGUUCCAAAUAAUCAGAAACCUGCGUGGCUCGGUUGCGGUGCAGACGACCCUGGAGAAAAGCAGCACAAAGACUUUUUAGCUCCUGCUCUGAAGUGAACUUCUUUGUCAAUCAUGUACAGAUGAAAACAUUCCCACGGCACUGAAAACUGAUGUCAGAUGCAGUUCAAAGGUGAUAUUAACGCCUCUCUGUUGAGAGUCGUGUAGAUAAUAUUUUUUUAUUUUUCUGUUGCAAUAGCCUGAGGAGAAAAAAAAAAAAAAUACUCCAUUCCAUGUAGCAGAAAACGAACAAUAAAUCCGGGGUGUGAUUCAGUGCAUGCUAAAUCAAAAACUUUGCAUUUACUUGCCUUUUUUUAAAUCCUACUGCUUGCGCGUUUUGGCAAAAGCGCUGCUUUCUAGAGAUAGCUUGGUAAUGCAUUUCUGCACAUGAACAAAGAGGUCAUCUUUUACUACGGAGAGGCUUCUUUUCAACUUCUUAAUUUAUUCAUCAAAAAAACGAAACCUUUUGAUGCCUAGGAAUUAGACCAGUCACCGCUGUUUAAAAACGCCUCCAUCUGUAGAGUCAGAGCGUCUGUGAAGUGAGUUUUAACAAUGGUUUGUAGCAGCGCAAGAUUUUCAGAGAGCAGAUACGCUCCAGUUUCCUGUGCUGGCACUGAGAUCGGCACUGAGCUGCGUUUCUCUACACGGACAGAGAAACACAGCGCUCAAUACUAAGCUAUGCUCUGUCAGCUCUUAUUGGUUCAAGCUCUUUUUCUUCCUCUAUAAACACAUUAAAAACAUUUUUAUUUUUUUUGCUUUGUUCAUUUCACGGUUAGGAGAGUGAACUACGAACGACCUGAUUUGAAACCGUUUCUUCCCUCUGCAGACAUUUGGAUGAGUAAUUGUUUUUUUAUGCAAUCGCGCUGUAGUAUUAACAACCAUAGCAAUGUGUUUUUGAAGUGAAAUUGUUUUACAAAGCAAAAAAAAAAAAGUGGUUUGUGUAAAUAAGCAGCGGCGGCAGGCAAUGUUUGUGUUUUCAGAAGAAGUUUUGUAUUUAUAUAGUGUUUAUCUGCUACGGUAGAAAAGGAGAGUGAACUUCUUAUGGAUAUUUAUAUUGAAAAAUACAAAUAUGUUGGCACUAAAAUGAGAAUGUCUUUUGGAGGGUGGGUUUUUGUUUUGAAUGGAUGAGCAUCAGUGAAAAUGAACCGAGGAGCGAGUGAUGACGGGCCAAAUUCUAGCGUCUGCAGAAAACACUGCUGUUUUCGUGAAGACAUCCACCAUCAUCACAAAGAUCUUCUCCUCAGAGGAACUGUUUUGCCAGCGGAUUCAUUAGAAAGCAAGAACGGCGACAGGACUGCAGACUGUUGGAUUUUAACAAGACGUCUAAAAAUUACCAACCCCGAUGUCGCCGGUAAUGCCAUGAAGAAAAAGAAAAAAAUAUCUAAAAACAAGGAGUCGUUUGGCAUUUUCUCUUUGCAUCAUGACUGUUUGGAUGACUAAUUACACGGACUCUCUCCAGCACUGGUGCAUUCACAAUAGAAGCGGUGUCUGUGUGUGUUGAUAUCACAGUCAGGGGAUGAGUGUGCCAUGAGUCACAUAUUUUAGCAGAUGUUACAUAAUAUAUGACAGAGAUGCAUCUAUGGGUAGGAAUUGUGUGAUACGAUGCUUGUGGGUGGGUGUCUGUGUAUGUGAAGCUGUCAGCUGCACUGGCAGUGGGAGCCUCGCUGUGAGCUGUGUACUGUGAGCACAUUUGUAAACACACCUGAUGAUGAAUACAACCAAGAUGACAACUAUAUCUAUUUUCUCUUGCAAAAAUCCAGACCUGUGUUUUUCUUUUUCUGUCCGUCUGUGUCACCACGUAGAUAAAGAGGGAGAAUUUGCUUUUAAUGGCAGUGGUCAUCUGUUACUAAACAUAACUAGUUUAGAAGUGAAAGGACAAAUAAGGGAUACCAAGGGUACGAAAUGUGGACAACGUCAUGCUGUGAAAUAUACAAAACUGCAAAAAAAAAUAGUGGUACUUUUUUAUUUCUAAUGAUAAUUAUAAUUUCUAUAUUAACAAUUGAAUGAAAAGUGCCCAUAACGCAUUACCGAUGUCAGAACACUUAAAAAAUAUAGAAUAUAAAGCUUCACAAGCAGAGGCAUUACUAGACAUGUGCUACUAUUGAAUGUGUGAGCUGGACGUUUUAACAGUCAUUUAUUGUUUAAAUUGUUAAAAAAACAAGAUGAAUCAAGAUCGGUCUCAAUCAGCGCAGCAGAUGACCGACAUAGAUUGAUAAUAUCAUAGAUUUGCUUUGCAGUGUAUGAAAAAACCUAAGUUUUACAAGUUAAGCUGCGUGUGCAUGCACUUUACAAUUUGAGCCCGUUCUUGACCAGAUUUCUGGUAUGACUCAUUUCAGAGUUGGACCAAAUUUCUGCCUUAAUUCCCUAAACAUGGCACUUUUUUUUUGUCACGGCGCCUGCGUGAAAUGGCAAAAACUAGUCAAAGUGAAACCAGGGCAUAGCAACACGACACGUCAUAUGGACCAAAAACGAUGGUCCAACAGAAUACCUGCCUGUUUGACAUUUCCUCCUCCUCCUAUGAGAGGCAGUGUGUUUCUCUCUUAUUAGCAUCGUGAAAGCAAACAAACUUUGACUUCUUCUUCGACAAUAACCAGAACAGACUGGAGGGGCUGACGUGUAAGUGCAGUGUGAAAGGAGAAGAGCUUGGGGUUUCAAUCGUUAGCAGUUUCCUUGUACAACAACACCUCUAAAAUUGCACAGUGUACGCCAAGCUUUAGGGGAAAUAGAGACAUUAUAAAACCUCUUCAUUAUUCAUAUAUUCUGAAGAUUUCAUUAGAAAUGUUAUUUACUUCACUAUUUCUAAUUGACAGUCUAUGUGAUGUUUCUAAAAAACAUAACUAUAUACUGGUAUAUUUGUAACAAGUUAAAAACACUAAGAUAUCUGAUGUGUCUUUCUGGCUGUUGCCUCAGGCUUCGGCUCAAAAUCCCUAUCAGCAACCUACAGGUUCACAACUCACACAGAGUAAAGCAGCAGAACACUGGAGUGCUUCAUACACACUCAUAAUACAGACUUUCACCAUGGUGACAACUCAUCACUAAUUCAUACAGAAAAGUAGGAGACAUGUGAAAAGCAAAGAGCGUUGAGGUGGGAACUGAACUGUGGGUGGGUGUGUGUGUGUUCCUGUACUUAUCCCUUUGUGGGGACCACUUUAAGCAUAGACCCAACAGAGUGCAGACGUUUUGACCGGUCCUCACUUUUUCAAUGGACUGUUUGAGGGUUUAUACUUGGUUUUAGGGUUAGGGUUAGAAUAAGGUUUAGGUUAAGGAUUUAGUUUGGAUGAUUAAGGUUAGGGUAAUGGGCUGGGGAAUGUAUUAUGUGUAUCCUCACAAAGAUUUAAGUACAAAUGUGUGUGUGUGUGUUGUUCUGUGAACCCUGUGUUGACCUGGAGACUUGCGUUGAAUAUAAAAAGUGGAUGAAAAAGGGUGAUGGAGAACUUCUCAAA